Helicoverpa zea (corn earworm) is the source of this 2303-nucleotide messenger RNA. Its product is annotated as FAST kinase domain-containing protein 3, mitochondrial-like. The record is from RefSeq and is a predicted model, not a curated record. The transcript has a single exon. NCBI's taxonomy places the organism in Eukaryota, Metazoa, Arthropoda, Insecta, Lepidoptera, Noctuidae. Gene Ontology annotation, biological process: regulation of mitochondrial mRNA stability. Bases 105 to 2060 code for a protein of 651 amino acids.
UCACUGACUGAAUGUCACAUUCAAUGUCAUAGUUGUCAAACAUGUGAUCGCGAAAGUUUUGCUUUGUUUUUAUUUAUUUGUGCUUAUUUGUUUAUGUUUUCGACAUGUCAUUGGUUUUGAGAAGAACGUAUUUAAAAGCCAAAAACAAUAUCCUGUCUUCCAGCAAUGGAAAUAUUUCGUUAUCUGGUUCAUUACUUACAUUUACGCCACGAACAUUCAGUGACGACAAAUCUGGCAAUAAUCCACAAUUCAGCAGUAGCACAAUAUUAAUAGAAAAUGGAUUUAAUGUUCAAGAACUUCCCGUAGCUAUCAAGAGGUUGAGAGAUCUCUCAGACAUCGAAGAGAAGCCAAACGAAGAACAAACAGCAAGUGCGCAUGACUCACUGAGCUAUCAGCUGAUCCAAGAGGAAUUCAAACAAUGCCUGGAUCUCCGGGAAGUAUUCUCUUUGCUUUCUAAAUGUACAAAAAUUACUCCAAAUAUUGCAUUAGGUGCCAUAGAACGAAUUUAUGAUAUUGAAAAAAAUCCAGAGUCAUUAAUUAUUGAUUCCAGAAGAAUGCACAUUAACUUGGCUAAAGGGGCAAUAUUAGACAAACUUCUCAGAGUGGUCAUGAAAACUGAAGACACACGUACCAUAUUAGCUAUAUUAAACACAGCUUCUUCUUUUAUGGAACCUUACAAAUAUAAAUUUCAUGAUGAGCUACUUCUCAGAGUAAUUGACAACAAGUUGACCAUUGAGCAAAUAUGCGAGUUUAUAACAUUUUUAAUAAAAAAUAAGGACGAUGGAAAGUAUUCAGAGACUAUUGACAAACUAUGGGUUGGCUUUGUGGCAAAAGAAAAUGAAAUAGAUGAAUCUAAUAUUGUACAAGUGUUUCGUAUCCUGCAUGGCUUGAAAGUGAGCAAGAGAAUUAUUUUGACACUACUGGAGCAAAAGCUAUGUGACUUGUGGUAUAAAGUCAAACCACCUGUUAUGCAAGACAUAUUGACCUCUUUUGUGCAAGAGAAAUAUUUAUCAGUACAAUCAUUUGGUGUUGUUGGCAGUUGGCUGUAUGCCAAUAUACAUGCCUUAGAUGAAGAUUCAAUGCUAGAUAUUAUUUCUAAGCUAACAAGGCUCAAAUAUACUGAUAGCCAAAUUGAGAAAGCUGUUGAAAAAUACAUGAAAUUUAAAGGUGAAAAGAUUGAGAGCUAUGUUCUCAUUGUUGGUAUUUUAAACUUUUGUAUGCAAUUCCAAAUUUACAAUGAACAGAUUUUAAAUUCAUGCAGUCAAUACUUCAUGCAUAACUGGCACAUAGUGCCUCCUAGUUUUCUCAGAUCAUUUAUAUAUCCAUAUGGUUAUCUUCACUUUGAUCCUGAAAAUAGUUUGGCAUUCUGGACUGCUGUAGAUAAAGUAUUAAAUGAAAGAUUUGAUAAAAUUAGUUGUAAUGAUCUUAGUUCAAUAUUAUUGUCAUUAAUUUAUUUAGGUAAAUAUCCUUCUACAUUAGUAUCCAGAAUGCUAAGCCCGGAGUACCUGACAAAAGUGAAAAACCCUGAUAUGUUACAAAGAUUUUAUUUAAUUGAUACUGCAAUGACACUUGAAUAUGAGAAGUACUCUGGUCCUUUGUUGCCAAAAAAUCAAUGGUCGAAACCAAUUUCUCAAGAUUAUAGAGUUAAAAAUAUUUUGGAAAAAAUAAUGGAUACUUUGGUAAAUAUAGCAGGAGGUCAAGAUAAAUUAUCUGUUUCUGUGUCAAUACCAUAUUUGCCUUCUGAUGAGACAUACUUGUUGGAUGUUAUGUUACACUCUGUUGGUUUGGGAAGCAAAACAUUUAACUGGAAAUCCAAAACCGAGCGAAAUGAAAAUAUUGCUAUCUUAAUUCAUUUGCCUGAUCAUUACUGUUCUGAUAAUGAACAUUUAAUUGGUCCACAAGUCAUGAAAAAAACACAUUUAAAAAUUUUAGGAAUGAAAGUUGUGAGCCUUAAAUAUUCUUUACUUAGUCAAUUUUAUACAUCAUACAAUAAAAAUGGGUUGAGAGAUUAUUUGAUUGAGAGCAUCAAAAAUGCAGAACAAUGCAUGACAGUCAAUUAGAAACAAGUGUAUGUUAAAUACCAAUAUUGGUAGUGAUAUCUUUGCAGUGUUCAUGAACAUAAUUAUGUUAAUAAAUAUUUGAAAAAUAAGGCCUAUAAUAAGGACUAAACAAAUUAUUUUUCUAGUCUUAAGGUUAAAGGCCUAAUAUCAUUUAGUUUGUAGAAUUGGGGAACCGCAUUGAGUUACACCAUGUGUCAUGUUCCAUAAAACAUUUCAGAAGUUUUACCAUAAAAAGAUUUUAAA